Molecule: messenger RNA, 4425 nt
Organism: Amoebophrya sp. A25
Lineage: Eukaryota; Dinophyceae; Syndiniales; Amoebophryaceae
Source: the annotation of a GenBank genome assembly
CCCGACAGCACGGGCGGGGAUGAACAGCUUGCAGCGGUCGCCGCUGCCCGGGUAGCCAUGUCGGACACGCUACCAGGCUUGGGCACGACGGAUGAAACGGUGCCCCUGGGGAGUCUGGCUGGCUCAGCACCGGCACCGCAACGUGACAGCCGACCAAAGACUUACCGUUCGCGGCUACGUCCUGACGGAACGAAGAUGAGCUUGGCUGAAAUCAGAGCACAAGAAGAGGCUGAAGAAGAGGUCGAAGCAGAGGAAAAGGCUGAGGAGGAAGCAGAACGAGCACGGCAAGAGGAGCGAAAUAAGGAGAGACUUCGUAUUUUUAGAACGACUGAAGAAUAUCAGUAAUUCUUUUCCUUCCUUCUGAAAACUUACUUUGUAUAAAUGCCCAAGAUCAUUUCUUGUCUGAACAAAGACUUUGUUCAUAAGAUGAUUCUCUUGCUGGUCUCUGUGGCUUUGCGAAUCGCAGUGAUUUUUGCUCAGGUAAAGCAGAAGAGGCAAAGGCAAAAGCAGCAAGUGGUAAAAAAUUGAAUCGUGCACCUACACUACGCGCUGCGGCCACUGCCAAAAUCCUGUCUCGACCUAAGAAACUAGCAGAACGGGGGAUGACGAUGGAUCCUGCGCAAAUUGCACGCUUGGUGCGCAGCGAGGUUACCUCGCCCGACUCGACGCAGGAGGUCGCACCACAGCGUCCGCAAUUGCGUCGCUCCGACAGCAUGUCAUCAGAGAAAAGUGGUGGAGACGAGAGCUCGGACAGGCGACCACGACUGAUGCGAAGUCAGAGUGGGCUGUCCGCGAGCAGUCGUCGUAGUGCAAGCAGUUACGAUGACAGUGGUUCAGACGAUUCAGGCGACGAUAAAACGAGUGCGGUAAAGCGAAUCACUUUUUCCGCAGUUUACUUACCUUUCGUAUGGCCUUGAUCCUUUUGAUGAUACACGUUAUUAUAUAGAUACUAUAUUUUGAUAGUCGGGAGGCUCCAUGUUGCAAUUACCUGCUUGAUCAAAUCUUCCUCGCUGGAAAAAUACCACGCUCAUGAAUCAUUUACAACAGACAUCUGGUGAUAUGGACGACGAGGUGUUACCGCUUCACUUGCGAAAGAUGCCGGCGGUGAAUACAGGCCCAAUGGAGAGCGCAGAAGAGUUUCGCGCUCGAACCUUGGCAGGGCUUGGCGACAAGAAAAGCGAGAGUUCUGAAGACGACGAUGACAGUGGGUCGGAGGAAAGCUCAGAGGAGACGACCAGCAGUGAUGAUGCGCGUCAGAUGAGUCGUCGGGGACCAGACGUCUUAGACUGGCCAGCGCCGGGAUUUCAGAUGAUUCGAAUGGAAGUAGUCAAAAAGCUGCUCCGUGGUUUUGCAGGUGGAAUGGCGGUUUUUUACGGCAUUGUCAUUGCCUCCGUUGUGCACUCCAUCAUGCUACAGGAAACCAACUUCGCACUCAUCAAACGGCAAAUCGCCGCACGAUUCGAGGGAGAAAUCUACGAGAAGAUACCCGUGGUAAUCGAGAGCGCGCGCCAUCAGUUGCGGCAAGCUCGUGGCUACAUAGAUUUCACGAAAGAUCUUGACGUCGUAGAAUUCACAAACCUCUUUCAAUCCAAAGACACACUAGUCUCCCUAGUGUGGAUCGACGGUGGAAACGGCAGAGUCAGGACAGUGAACGGUAUGUCAAAUUUUUAGUGCAACUUCUAUGUAUAGUUUAGUAGUGACCACUAUGUUAAAAAGGCUAUGCUAGAGUGUCGCAGCAGGAAUUCAAAUCGUAUAGAUACCUUUUCUGCUCUUGUGCUUAAAGAGCGAACUACUAGUAUUUAUAUUCUAGCAAACACAGUUGUUUGGUCCAAAGUCACUGAACCGAGAAAAAUUUUAGAAUGAUUUACAGAAAUAAGAUGAUGAGCAUUCAUAAUUCAGGUGCGGAUCGUUUGCGACGGGUUCGCAUAGACUGGGUAGCAGAAGGCGGGACACCACAGGGCAUUUUCUCGAAUUAUGUUUCGGGCUGGCAGUGGGGUCAAGAAUGGAAAUGGUGGAGCAAUGUCGACGGGUAAUGAUGGCCUUUUAGAAUUUAGAAGUACUCCUGUUGAAUAUACUCUUCUCUGUGAGAUUAUGAAGCUAUCUCAAAAUCAGACCUUCAUUGAUUCAUUGUAGUUUGAAAGCUCCAUAAGUACAAUAUCAGCCACUAAUUGUAAGAGAAGAAGAUUCAUGUCGUUGAAAACUCAUUCCAACAUCUGUUCCAGAUUUCGGGGUCCGACUCCAGUGUACACAUUUUACGAGAAUACGCAACUUUUUGGGCCUGUUCAGGUCUCCAUUGAAUUUGACGUUACCAGCAUCCAAAAAGAGCUCUUUGAGGUGCUGGAUCAGUUCGAUAUGAACGUAUUGAACUACAACUUGUUGCUCGGCUGCUAUUGUCACCCUGAGAGAUUCGCUAUGGAAGUGUAUUCAGCAGCACUAUAAUUGAUAUUCAAGGUAGUUUAUACAUGACUACCGAGUUUUUGUUUCCUAUUACAACAAGCUAAGUUUUUGUGUCUUCCUCUGCGAAAAACGACAAAAAAUAGACCAGGUUGAGGACUUCCCGAUCAGCGUCCAUAUCUAUACGGCGAAUUACGUAGUCGCAUCAGCGGGUGCGGCGCCACUCGCUCUCGGCAGCACGACCAUUCCUUCCGAAUGCACCUGGAACGAGGACCAAGAGUACGUUCGGGUUUGCGUGGAAUCUGCUGGGCAUUGGUUCGGCACGACGUUUCUGUUCGUAAUGCAGGUUCUCAUGUGCGUGCUCUUGUUGGUGCCGCUUGUGUUGAUCUUCUACUUGUGGCGCACACGGGAAAGGUGGAUUUCCUACGCGCGAAACCUGCCUAUGCGUUCGGAGGAAGAGCGACAGCAGGCGCUAGACAAACUAACUCAGUUGAAGAAACUGAAACAACGAUUAGGCCGUACAGCGGAAGACGGCGCGGCGGCCAUGGGAGCCAGCACUACCAGGUGCCAUUUUACUAUGUUGUAACUGAUGUUGGAGGUAAUAUCUUCGAGUGGUAAAAAGUUACAUCUUCAAGCCUAGACUAACAAGCGGAACCAACGUUUUCUCUGGAAGAGUACACUGUUGCCUUUGAAUGCUCACUUUCUACUAGGACGAUUUGCUGUCUGUUAUUCUACUAUCUUUGCGAAAAUGAUUUACCAGUUUUGCGAGCCGUGUGUCGGAUGACAUGGAUGCGGAGGUCGAUGAAAACCGGUUGGACCUGUCGCGGUCGUUCAAGAUGAUGCUGCAGAGCAAUUGUAUUUUUCUUAUAGUAGUUGAAGGUGUUACUAGCGAAUAUGUAACUAGUACUUGCGGUAGGACAGUAAUUAACGACUCAAGCGACUCAGCUCGUCUGGUCACUGCUGAGGCGACUCGGCGCGUCACCAGUUAAGCGACUCGGCCUGUCACUACUUGGGCGACGCGGCCUGUCACUACUUGAGCGGCUCGGCCUGUCACUACUUAAGCGGCCCGGCCUGUCACUACUUAAGCGAGUCCGCCUGCCACCAUUUAAGCGACUCGCCCUGUCACCACUUAAGCGGCUUGGCCUGUCACUACUUAAGCGGCUCGGCCUGUCACUGCUUAAGCGGCUCGGCCUGUCACUACUUAAGCGGCCCGGCCUGUCACUACUUGAGCGCCCAGGCCGUUCAUGUCGAUCUUUCGAGGACAUCUUGAUAGGCUUAAAAGAAUCCACUUCUGGGAGACUCCCAAGAGAGUUGUUGCAUUUUUCCAUUACUCAUCCAAACCACUCCUCCCUCUUCCUCACAGCAACAAUGGCCGCGACUGGUGGACGACGGAGCAGUUUGGAAGCUACUUCAAGCGGACUCUCUGACCGUCUGCGGCAGCUGACAAUCACAUCGGUGAGCGAAGCGUUUGUCUUUGCCGUCGUCCUCGUGACGUUCCAGGGCCGCGUGCAGGCUUCGGAAUACAUCAACAUGCCACAAACGUCUGGGCCAGCCGAUGAGGGUCCAGUGCGACAGCGCUUGAAUUCGGUUUUUGGCAAAGUGAAGACUGCGCUAUUCGGCGAAGCUAUAGAUGCAAACGUGAGCGCCGAGUUUGAGGCGGAAGAACAAGCCAGGCAGCAAGCCCAAAGACUGCAGCAGGAGAGCCAAUUUGGCGCCUUUGGUGGGCCAAAAGAGUUCAAACGCACGGGGACGAUGCUUGGGACGGCGAUGAGCAGUAGCCGGGGAUCUAACACCAUGUCCACUUCGAGGAGCAGUGGCAAAUGAUCAUGGUGCGGGCUUUAUUCCUCGCGUUUCAUUAUUUCUCAUCUGCGAAGAUCGUGAUGAUUUUCGCCAAAAUCAUUUUCACAUGAUUUUCCAGACCCACCAAUCCGCGUUGUCCGCUUCCCAUGACCCGAACCCGUCAUUCCCAGUGAUUUUUCUCUUCUACAGUAAUAAAUCCUGUCAAUUAUACAAAGUCUUCGUGACGAUUUG